Messenger RNA from Mollisia scopiformis, 2567 nucleotides. RefSeq names its product WD40 repeat-like protein. The coding region runs from base 309 to 2360 and encodes 683 amino acids. The record is from RefSeq and is a predicted model, not a curated record. NCBI's taxonomy places the organism in Eukaryota, Fungi, Ascomycota, Leotiomycetes, Helotiales, Mollisiaceae. Gene Ontology annotation, molecular function: histone binding. Gene Ontology annotation, cellular component: Set1C/COMPASS complex. The transcript is spliced from 2 exons.
UUUACUCGCAUAAUAAUACAAGCACUCACUCCCUGCUCGUCUCUGUUUCCUUCCUGCACUCCACACAAUCCCCAUUCACUACCUGCGACCUGGAUCUUUCCGCUCUCCUGUCAUUAUUGUUUGCAUGCCUUCAGCGGAUUCCGGAAAACUGACUUGUCGUUCCGCACCUUUGUCCAGACUGCAAGUUGUCUGGUAAGCUAGUAUUUAGAGACUCACUACUUCCAAGGUCCCAUACUUUCGAUCUGCUACGCUUUCGCCUAUUCUCUUCACAUCAACGAUCGAUUCGACUUUGAACUCGAAUUACGAACAUGAGUCGAGUCUUCAGGAUGGAGGAUUGGGCGCCGCAAGAGGCGCAAAACUCUUUCUCGUCUGCAAGUGAUACUCCGAAUGAUUCAUUCGACCAAGGCGCAAACUCGAGGCCCUCCUUUCGAAAGCGUCUGGGAUCUCUCCCUCUUGACCAUUCCCUCCCUACCUUCCGCAAACGUCUCCAAUCACUCCCACUAGAUAGCAGGAGCACCGAGCUCAGCGAAGGUAUACAAAUUAUGUCCCUGGCUGGAAGAGAACCAGCAGAAACACAGGUCGGAGAGGAGAACAAAAAGGUUGGGGGAAUUCGAGGAUUGCUCAGGAAGGCAUCUGUCUCUAUUAAGAAUCGGCAACGUCGUCAUUCACACGCAGUCGAGGAACGGCCUCAGACCGCAUGGCGCAGAUUGAAGACGGCCACUAGCUUCCACAGAGGCUCGAAAUUCCUUCCUCCUUCAUUCGACUAUCAAGAAGGUCAAGUUCCUUUCGAUUCCCACCAAGAGUUAUUAUUCUCCCCUAUUCCAGGAAACGGAAAUGCUCCUCCUAUAAUUCCUCGAGGCUACGGUGGAGCUGCGGCUAGAGCGACAGCAGCAGCGCAAAACGAAUAUAUCGAGAGAAACCGCAUGUUUCUAUUCCCGGAGGAUCAAAUUGGAGAGAACGAAAGUGGCAUCGGCAUAGCAGUUACCAUGGCUGAUCAGGUCGAAGAAUUCGUUGUGGAAACACCACCCGGCAGUGAUAUUAGUCGCGUGGAUUUUGUGGGCGACCUGCCAGUAGAACUCGCAAUUCAAAUCCUUGCUCAUUUGGAUCAUGGAACACUGCGGGGUGCAGCUCGAGUCUCGAAGAAAUGGGCACAAGUCACCCAAUCGCAGCAUAUCUGGCGCGAGGUCUUCCUAAGAGAGCAAACCAAGACCUUUGCUACUGGAAAGCCCCUCCAACUGGGUGCUGGACUUGGGCUGCCAGCUUUCGAAGCCGACAAUGACUGGAAGGAUCUUUAUAGAGUUAGGGAGCAGUUGCGUCGGAAUUGGAAGACAGGUGUCGCGGAAGCCACCAUGCUGAUCGGUCAUUUGGACAGCAUCUACUGCGUCCAAUUUGAUGAGAGAAAGAUCAUCACAGGAUCUCGAGACAAGACUAUCCGUGUCUGGGACAUGCAUACCUCUGUUUGCACCUUGGUCAUUGGACCUCCAGAUGUGGUCAACAAUCCUAUCGUCCUGUUCGACGAAGACGGCAGGACUCAGCACUAUGCGAUCUUACCCCACAGAGAGGAUGAGCGAGUUGCUGAGUCUACUCCUGCGACGGUGUCCUUCUCCAUGUAUCAUGAACAAUCUAUCUUGUGCCUACAAUAUGACGAGAAUAUAUUGGUCACUGGAUCUUCUGACAGUACAUGCAUUGUAUACGAUAUCAAGAACGGAUAUACUCCUAUUCGGCGCCUUGUUCAUCAUACCGGUGCCGUUCUUGAUCUUGCUUUCGAUGAUCGAUACAUUGUUACAUGCUCGAAGGAUGCUAGUAUCUGUGUUUGGGAACGAGAGACAGGAGUGAUGCUGAAGCAAUUGAGAGGUCAUACCGGCCCAGUGAAUGCUGUUCAGUUGAGAGGAAAUACUAUCGUCAGCUGCAGUGGCGAUUUCAAAGUCAAGCUGUGGAACAUUGAUACCGGCAAGAAUAUUAAGGAGCUUACUGGCCAUACCAAGGGUCUUGCUUGCAGCCAAUUUUCGGAUGAUUCGAGAUUCAUUGCUUCGGCGGGAAAUGACAAGAUCAUCAAUAUCUGGGAUGCCAACACGGGAGAAAAUUUGAAGAGUAUCACUGCUCACGAGGGUCUUGUUCGAUCACUUCAUAUCGACUCAAUCAGUGGACGUCUGAUCUCUGGCAGCUACGAUCAAGACAUCAAAGUUUUCGACAUGGCUUCUGGAAAGACAAUUCUUGAUUUCCCAAAAUGGCAUGGAAGCUGGAUCUUAGGAGCCAAGUCCGACUAUCGACGAAUCAUUAGCACCGGUCAAAUUCCUAAGGUCCUCAUCAUGGACUUUGGCAAGAGGAUCAAGGGCAUUGAGAAUUUAGAGAGUCACUAAAGGUUCUAUUUCUCGACUGGCGUUAUGAACUGGAUUUCGGGUACGUUACUAGAUACUGGGAAGCAAUUUCAAACAUGGUGACGAUUUGCGUGGAGGAUACCCAUUUCAUUUGUGGCGGUGGGAUUACCUGGGGUAAUUUUCAGCUUGGAGUUACUUGGGUGGAUCUUUCAAUUUAGCGAGCGGGCAUUGAAUUGAGCGUUCUUCAUA